GGUUGGUCAGUCUUUGACCUGGCAACACUGCCCGAGACACAGUGUAAAGAGGCAGCUGUGGUUACGCUCUACCACCAACAACUUAUUAUAUUAACACUUUAAGAUAAAUAAAACUAACAAUACCAAAUAAAAAUAAGUAAAAAUAUACUAUAAAUAUAAUAAGACUAAAGAAGAAUACGAGGCACAAGAACCAUCUUACAAGUCACAACAAGAAGACUGGACGAUCUGGACCACAAGUUGACUUACAACUUUUACAACAACUUACAAGAAGAAGACUGGACCAGUGGUACAAGUUGACAUGAACUGAAGAACAAAUGGCAGUGGGAAGAGAAGCAGUAGACUGUGAGAACACUAUGUUGGGUGCAGGUGUAAACAACAGUGGACAUAGACAAAGUAUUACCAACUGAACCAAAGAAUUACAAGUAGACAAGAAAUUAUUCUUCCUUGUGGAAAUAUGUUUUGAAAUAAUUCAAAACUUGUGUAUAGAUUCACCCCCUCAUAAGACUUUUGUCACAUGUAGUAAAAGUUUACCAGCCAUCACAAGUACAGUAGUAUAUCAGCCUGAGUAUUAUUGUUUACCAGCCAUCACAAGUACAGUAGUAUAUCAGCCUGAGUAUUAUUGUUUACCAGCCAUCACAAGUACAGUAGUAUAUCAGCCUGAGUAUUAUUGUUUACUGUACAUCAGAGGAACUGUACAUAUAACAAUAGUGUACAGUAUAUAAUUUUUGUACACUUCCCUGUUGAGUGUUUUUAUAGUGUAUGUUGUAAGUCAUAAACAGUGUUUGUUGAUGACAAGUAUAGUUAUAUGUGUAACUCAUUCUUUACACCAUUUUUCACAUUUAGUUCAAAGAGGUAUAGAGGAACCUUGUUAAUAAUGGUGUAGUCACAUCACAAACUGGAUCUUCCAUCACACUUACCUCCUCACUGUCCUCCUAUCUCAGCAUCAUUACAUCAGUGUCAGUAAAUCACAUUCACUUAUUGAUUUAUGUUUCAAUUUUCAUUGUCAAAUAUAAAUAACAGUAACAAGACAUUAAUAGUUCUUGUAGGAGGAAACAGUUUGCCAGUUAAGUGUCACUAAAACCUUUGAUCACGCAGUACACACAGUUUUAUAAUGGAAGGUCACUCAGAGGAACAGUCAGAGUCUCCCACAGAAUUGUCUGUAAAAUCACAUCAAGUAACACAUGUGAAAGAUCAUACAGGAGAGAAGCCAUUUGAGUGUACAGAAUGUUUUAAAUGUUUUAAAAGACAAGAUGCUUUAGUGCGACAUAUGAGACUUCAUACAGGAGAGAAACCAUUUGAGUGUUCAGAAUGUUUUAAAGGAUUUAGCAAAAAAGGUCACUUAGUGCGACAUAUGAGACUUCAUACAGGAGAGAAACCAUUUGAGUGUUUAGAAUGUUUUAAAGGAUUUUCACAAGAAAGUCACUUAAAAGCACAUAUGAGAAGUCAUUCAGGAGAGAAACCAUUUGAGUGUACAGAAUGUUUUAAAAGGUUCUCAUUAAAAUUUUCACUCAUGAAUCAUAAGAGAAUUCAUACAGGAGAGAAACCUUAUCAGUGUUCACAAUGUCCUGAAAGGUUCUCAUGUAAAAAAUCUCUCAAAUAUCAUCAGAGAGUUCAUACAGGAGAGAAACCUAAUCAGUGUUCGGAAUGUUUUAGAACAUUCCCAAAUAAAUCUUCACUCAAUAAUCAUCAGAGAGUUCAUACAGGAGAGAAACCUUAUCAGUGUACAAAAUGUAUUAAAAGGUUCUCACAUAAAAAUAAUCUCAUAAAACAUGACAGAGUUCAUACAGGAAUAAAACCUUAUCAGUGUACAAAAUGUAUAAAGAGGUUCUCGCAUAAAUCUUCACUCAAUAAUCAUGAGAGAGUUCAUACAGGAGAGAAAUCUUAUCAGUGUUCAGAAUGUUCGAAAAGAUUUCCAAGACAAUGUGAGUUAGACAGACAUACUAGACUUCAUACAGGAGAGAAACCAUUUGAGUGUUCAGAAUGUUUUAAAAGGUUCUCAUUAAAACGUUCACUGAUAAAUCAUAAGAGAGUUCAUACAGGAGAGAAACCUUAUCAGUGUUCAGAAUGUCCUAAAAGGUUCUCGCUUAAAAAAUCUCUCAAAUAUCAUCAGAGAGUUCAUACAGGAGAGAAACCUAAUCAGUGUUCAGAUUGUUUUAAAACGUUCCCAGAUAAAUCUUCACUCAAUAAUCAUAAGAGAGUUCAUACAGGAGAGAAACCUUAUCAGUGUUCACAGUGUAUUAAAAGGUUCUCACAAAAAGCUUCUCUCAUAAAUCAUGAGAGAAUUCAUGCAGGAGAGAAACCUUAUCAGUGUUCUGAAUGUCAUCAACACUUUUUUAAAAGGGCUAACCUAGUAAGACACAAGAAAGUUCACUCAGAAAAACCUUUCCACUGUGUAAGAUGCAUGAAAGACUUUAUAGAGAAAGAGAGUUUAAUAUUACAUGUAGAGAGAUGUUACCAGACUGACCAAGUGGUCAACUCUCAUCACUAUGAAGGUGAAAGUUGCCAGGAUUUGCACCAUGACUUGAGCUUGUCUUGCCAACCAACAGUGGAGAUGUGUGUUUCUGAAGGAGUGAAAAAGGAAACUAAUUAUGAUCCACUCUCAGUCAUUUGUGAGACAGAAGCUUCACCAGGGCCUGAGAUAAUUGACCAAUCUUCUUUAAAGAUGGAGUGCCUGGAAGAACUAGAAUUUGUUAAGGAAGAAUUCUGAAACUGUUAUUGUUAUUGAUAUUCAUGGUAGACUCGACCUUGGUCGCUCUAAAAUCAAUCUUUACAAAAUUGUGAGAAAUGUGACGUAACGGAUGAAAAUUUUAUGACGCUAAUGAGACAACUGAGUCACAGUAUUCAUUCUGAAAUUCAUCGCCUCCUCCCCUCCCUUCCCUUCCCCAGGAAUGUUAAUUUUUUUAGUGGCUGUACAUAUAUUAAUGAAUUAUUAUAACAUGAUAAGAUUAUAAUAAAACAUUAAACCUUGUACAGUGUCUGGGAGUAAGGAGAAUUGAGUGGCGAGCGACAUGUUUAUUCUGUAGAGACUGGAAUACAACUGACACUCAUAAGUCAUAACAACUGCCCGUGGCUGCCAGGCACCUGUCGAACAUCUCCACUGUUGCAACACCUGCCACCACCGCUGCUUCUGCCAUCACUGCUGCUACACCUGCCACAGCUGCUGUAACACCUGCCACAGCUGCUGUAACACCUGCCACAACACCUGCCACCACCACUGCUCCAUUGGUGGCUCCUGGCCCCUCUGCCACACCUUCAGCUGCAUCUCAGGCAAGGUGAUGACAGGGUCCACAGGCCAAGCGACGUAAAGUUUUGGAUACAGACCGACGCCUUGAUGCAACACAGCCGAAAGAGAAUCCCGGACAGGAGACGGCUGCUGUGUUACCUGAGGCACGGCUGUAAGAAGGAUACAAGUUACAUGUGCCUCUGUGUCUUGGAUAUUGCUUCAUUCAGUACCACACUGAGUGCAGUCUCCUGCCAUAAAGAACAUCACACACACACACACACACACAUAUUCCUACUUCCUAAGCUCGCCUAUGCCUCCCCUACCUGGUCUUCCCCCUAAAUGCCACACAACAUAA
Homarus americanus (American lobster) is the source of this 3578-nucleotide messenger RNA. Its product is annotated as zinc finger protein 883-like. The coding region runs from base 1112 to 2707 and encodes 531 amino acids. The transcript is spliced from 2 exons. Lineage: Eukaryota; Metazoa; Arthropoda; Malacostraca; Decapoda; Nephropidae. Gene Ontology annotation, molecular function: DNA-binding transcription factor activity; RNA polymerase II cis-regulatory region sequence-specific DNA binding. Gene Ontology annotation, biological process: regulation of transcription by RNA polymerase II. The record is from RefSeq and is a predicted model, not a curated record.